AUGCAUUCAAUAUUGACAAAGUCAGGAUUAUCGGCUUACCGAAACGGCGCUAAAAUACGAUGCAGUCUGCUCGCACAUCUUCGCAAUGUUAGCAAAGAAGCUGUUGUAGAAUCGAAAUACGAUCUUUAUCGGCUCGAUAAAGGACCGUCUGAAAAAUCGACCUUAAAUGUGGAAGACGCUACGUACGCUUUGAAGAAAAUGAACUACAUACGCCGGAUGGAGAACAAAGCCGCGGAAUUAUACAGACAACGGCUUAUCAAUGGUUUUCUGCACUUAUACGUUGGUCAGGAAGCUAUAGCCAUAGGUCUCAAAAUGGCCUUAACAAAACCGGACACCGUUAUCACGGCAUACAGAUGUCACGGUUUUGCCGUUGCAUUCGACAUCUCGGCUCGCACAAUUCUCGCAGAACUUAUGGGCCGCAAAACGGGCACGGCGAAAGGCAAGGGCGGUUCCAUGCACAUGUAUGCGCCGCAAUUUUACGGUGGUGACGGUAUCGUUGGCGGGCAGGUUCCUAUCGGUACUGGUAUCGCCUUGGCUCACAAGUAUAACGGCACAGGCGGUGUGUCCUUCACGUUGUACGGUGACGGUGCAGCGUCGCAGGGUCAGAUCUACGAAGCCUGGAAUAUGGCGAAGCUUUGGAAUCUGCCGGCGAUCUACAUCUGUGAAAAUAAUAAAUACGGUAUGGGCACAGCCGUGCAUCGACACUCCGCCAAUACGGAGCUUUACACACGCGGAGAUCUCAUACCAGGAAUAAAAGUCGAUGGAAUGAAAAUCAUGGACGUGCGAGAAGCCGCACGCUUUAGUAGAAACUAUGCGCUCAGGAAUGGACCGAUUGUAAUAGAAGUUGUAACUUAUCGCUAUUUUGGACACAGUAUGAGCGAUCCUGGUUACAGUUAUCGUACCCGAGAAGAGAUUAAAGCUAUCCAAACCGAGCAAGAUCCGAUAAUGUUGUUCACGAAGCUCGUCAUAGAAAAGGGACUUAUGACCGAGAAAAAGGUCCAGAGCAUACGAGAUACAGCAUACAAGCAAGUUGAUCAAGAAAUGGAGCAAGCCAAGUCCGAUCCGUGGCCAGAAAUAUCAGAAAUCUCAAGCAAUGUAUAUGUCAAACCACUGGAGAAGAUUCGCGGCAAAAUUCCUUGGGAAUUAUACUAAUAAAAACAAUAUCGUAUAAUUUUCCAUAAUUCUCUUGUAAUUAAAUAUUUUUU
Molecule: messenger RNA, 1205 nt
Organism: Linepithema humile (Argentine ant)
Lineage: Eukaryota; Metazoa; Arthropoda; Insecta; Hymenoptera; Formicidae
Product: pyruvate dehydrogenase E1 component subunit alpha, mitochondrial-like
Biological process (GO): pyruvate decarboxylation to acetyl-CoA
Cellular component (GO): intracellular membrane-bounded organelle
Molecular function (GO): pyruvate dehydrogenase (acetyl-transferring) activity
Source: RefSeq, a predicted model, not a curated record